AAGAAAUGUGCCUAGCUUUUUCCAACAAGAGUUUGCUUUGCUCGAGUGAUUUGAUUUAGCUGGUCCUGAGCUUUUCCAGAAAUAAGAAAACAAUGGGUGAAAUUGUCCCUUUCUCCAAACAGGGAGAGGAUAACAGCCAAGCAAUUACUCUCCUCGGGAGUGCCCCAGUUUCUCAGGCCGAUUACGCGGAAAGAAUUAAGACAGCACAAGAUCUAGAGGCAAAACUUAAGCACAUACAGGAGACAAUGCCCACCAAGGUGUACAACGUCUCAAGUAGUAGCGCGGGAGCUGGCAGUGGCGAUUUUCACCAGUACCGUAUUGUACGGCGGGCGGAGCAAGACCGAGUACGGAAGAUGGAAGCGGACUGGGAAAAGAAGCAGCAGGAAGCGGAGUUCAAGCUCAAGAUCGAGGAGCUCAAUAAGAUAGCGGAAGACCGCACCGCCAAGAAGCGCCUAAAGCGGCAGAAGAAGAAAGAGCAGAAGAAGCAAAAGAAGGGAUUGGUGGGGGAAGCUGCUGCGGGUGGAGAUGGGCAAGAUUCGGGACAGUCAGGGAGCGAGGAUAACGGGCAACCCGCCCUGGACUGACACGUAUUGGGAUAGCACGGGUCAUCGGGAUGCGUCCGUCGCGGCGUGGCGAUGUGAAUAUGAUUAAGUGCGAUACGCCGCUGUUCAGGUCCACAAAUACGUCGUUGCUAGGUCGUUGGUUGGCGUCGUGACCGAGACCCACGGGCCGUUUACGAUUCCCAUUUAUAAGGUAUCCUGGAAUGCGAUGUGCAUGGGUGUGCUUAGACUAAUGGAGGACUCCAGUUUUACAGUUGUUGCGUGUUUGGACCCCAUUCAGACAUGGGUGUAUUUUUUGGUAUGCAUGUCUAUGUCUGAUCAAUACUGACAGAUUUGUACUGAUUUUGUGCUCAUACAUUACAACAUCAUUUAGGCUCUUUGGGCUUAGGGCCUGACUUGGACAGAUAGCAAGCAAGACAGUACGACACUUUUUGAUCUUGGCAAGUCGGCCGAAGGGCAGGAUACGUUUUGUCUUGGCGUUUGCCAUAUCUCCUAUGUAACCCUAGAAGGUAUU
Molecule: messenger RNA, 1074 nt
Organism: Volvox carteri f. nagariensis
Lineage: Eukaryota; Viridiplantae; Chlorophyta; Chlorophyceae; Chlamydomonadales; Volvocaceae
Exons: 4
Coding region: 93-584 (163 amino acids)
Biological process (GO): negative regulation of protein kinase activity
Cellular component (GO): nucleolus
Molecular function (GO): protein kinase inhibitor activity; protein kinase binding; double-stranded RNA binding
Source: RefSeq, a predicted model, not a curated record